AAAUUUGAGUAAGACAAAUCCCAAAUUUCUAUGCAUGAGUGUCUCUGGUUUCUCUCUGAUGCCCGUUUCAUUUUUCGCCUAAAACUAUUCUUCGGAUCCCGGAAACAUUCAGGAAUCGGUGAAUCCGGCAAACUAAAAGCAAAAUCCAAGCAGCAGCAGGUUUUUUGGGGGAGUUCUGCAACUUCAACUCUUUUUCUCUCGCAUCGUCAUGUAAACAGACGAGCUGUGCGUAAAAUAUUGGCAAAAAAUUUUAGCAAACUCUUCUUCACCUGUCAGUCCGUCAUAAAUAAAUUAUUAAAUUUCAAGUUAUUUCAAAAUCCGAAAAUAAAUUCGCUAUUAAAAAUCAGUACUUCAAAACUAACAAUUUUAAACACUUGGCUGUAACUAAAUUCGCAAAACCUGUUGACCAAGAAGUGACUGACAUUGAAUUCAAUUAGCACCACAAAGUCCACACCCGGUUUUAACUAAACAAAUAAUUAUCUCGUGUGGGCAUAAAAUAUCAAUUUAACUCUAUUUAGCGACUCGUAGUUUAUCAAAAUGUUCAACAUUUCCAAACUUGUCAACAAAAUUACGGAGCGGGGAAGCUCCCGCGACGGCGGAGAACCACCGACGACCAACUCGGCGACUGGGGGUGGUUCGAUGUCAUUCGUCACCACGGAUGACGAGCAACAUUCCGAGGGUUUCCUUUGCCCCCAGUGCAUGCGGGCUUUCCCCUCCUCAGAAAUUCUGGAGGCGCACUAUAACGCCACACACGGUCAGAACGAUAUCAUCGUGGAAGGUCAUGGUGGCAGCGAGGAGGAUGAAUCUGCCAGCGGCAGUGACGAUUUGCAACUUUUACGUGAACAGAUAGUAACUUUGCAGCGGUGUUUAGCCGAAGAAAAAUCGAUCGUGGAGGAGCUCAAAAACCAUGUCGUCAACAUCCAAAUGAAUCACAGGGAGAGCACGGAAUCACAGGAGAAGCAAUUUGAGAAUGAUAAAGCAUUACUGAAUUCCGAACUUCUCCUCCUCCGCAACCAAUUGACUGCAAGUUUGGCCCAAGUCUCAUCAAUGUCCAAAGAAAAUGAAGCCCUUAAAGGUUCCGUCGACGAUUUAAGGACGCAAAAGUCAAACGGGGAGCAGAAUUCCGUGCUGGAGGAGAAGCUCGUCUCCACACAACAAAUGCUUGACCAAGUCUUGACCUCGCAUAAGAAAGAGAUUGAAGAGCUCGAGCUCAAAUUUAGUCAAUUUUCAGAAACCAAGACCUCCCUUUUAACCAAAGUCCAACAAGCUGAGGGCAAAGUGGUCUCCUUGGGGGGAAUCGUGGAGGAACAGAAGAAAGAGAUUGACCGGUUGAAGGGGGUGGUGGACGAAGGGGAGAAAACCUCAGCCGAGAAAUUAGCCCAGGUUAACAACCUCUUGACUGAGACCACGCAGCGGAAAUCCUCCCUUGAAACCAGCUGCGCGACUUUGACAGAGGAAGUCAAACGCUUAAACGACCAACAGGCCGAACUUUGUCAGAAAUUCGAGGGCGGCGAAGGCGCUAAAGCAGCAUUGGAAGCGCUCCAAAAGGAGAACAAUCUCAUCAAGGAGAACGUUUCGACCCUCACGCAGAAAAAUUCAGAGUUGUCGAGUGCCCUCGAAAACGAGAAGAAAACGGCGGCCAGUUCGAACCAAGAUUUGAAUCUUCAACUUACCACGGCACGAUCCAAACUGACCUCCCUAACAAAUACGAAAGAAGACCUCCUCGCGGCCAAUGUCGCGCUCGGCCAGCAAGUCAAAGAGGCUGACAAGAAGGCGCAACUCGGAAAAGGGAGGGAGGAAGAGUUACACAAAAAAGUGGAACAGGCCAUCGCACAGGGGAAAUUACUAGAGGAAAAAACUACCAAAUUGGAAAAUGUUGUGAAAGAGAAGGACGAACUUCUAACAAAAUCGGCCAAAGAGAGGGAUCAUCUCGAGAAGCAAUUGGAACAAAAAGGGACUGAACUUGGAGAAGUUAAAAGCAAGUUUGAAACCGAAAUAGCUGCUGACAAAUUAAACUAUCACAAUUUACUGGAAGUAAAGGAAAGUCAGGACGCCCAAGUUGUCACCUUGAACAAAAAACUAGCCGAAGAGACCAGUGCCCUCGCCACCCUGCAAGACCGUUACACCACAUUGGAAAAAACGUUCGAAGAAAAGUGUAGCAUUUACGAUGACAUUGUCACCAAAUGUCUCGAACUAGAUAAGAACGUUGCCCAACUAAUGGAUAAACUUGACCAAGCCGAGGAACGAAAUCUCGCCUCCACCAAAAUUAACGAACAGCACACCCAACGUAUCCAAGAGUUGGAGUCCAAUCUUAAAAACUCGGAGCUACGUGGGGUCGAAAUUACAACGACUUUGGAGGCAAAAAUUGUCGAACUGAAUUCCCUCCUCGAAUCUGAAAAGGAAACAAACUCGGUCAAAGUUAAAGAAAUUCAGAGCGUUUUAAAUUUCACCAAUGACGAAAUGCUCGUGACGAAGCAAAGCUUGGAGAACAUGGUGGUCCGAGAGAAAGAAGGCAAAGAACGAUUCGAAGGAAUGGAGACAGAAAUGAAAGCCGCUCUAGAAAAAUUGGAAAAGGUCGAGGGCGAAAAAGAAGCAUUAAAAGUACAAACAGACGCUGCAUUAAAGGAAAAAUUGGAACUGGAGAAAAUGGUCCGUUCCGCCGAAGACGAGAAGGCCAUCCUUCUCGAAAAAUGUCUCUCCUCCGAGUCCGAAAUUGAGCAACUUGCCCUCAAGAUUAACGGCAUGCAGAGGAAGUUGGACGAUUCGUACGCCGCUCUGCAAGAACUCGGCCGCGAAAACCAAAGCCUACAAAUGGAAAGUGCCAAGCUUCAAGGGCGCAAAUGGGCGGAUGACUCCGUCGUCACGACGUGUCCCACGUGCUCCAAAGAAUUUUCCCUCACUCUCCGCAAACACCAUUGUCGUCACUGCGGCCAAAUCUUUUGCAGCGACUGCUCCUCCCGCACGGCGGCGGUUCCCAGUUGCAAAAAACCCGCUAGGGUGUGUGACCCCUGUUAUCAAGAAUUGCUAACCAAGUGAAUGUUGCCAUAUUAUUAAAUCUAAAAGAGUUUAUACACACAAAAAAAAUCCAACACGAGAUAAAUAAAUCUUUUAUGAAAUAACAGAACA
Folsomia candida is the source of this 3126-nucleotide messenger RNA. Its product is annotated as early endosome antigen 1. The transcript has 11 exons. NCBI's taxonomy places the organism in Eukaryota, Metazoa, Arthropoda, Collembola, Entomobryomorpha, Isotomidae. Gene Ontology annotation, molecular function: 1-phosphatidylinositol binding; metal ion binding. Gene Ontology annotation, cellular component: early endosome. The record is from RefSeq and is a predicted model, not a curated record. Gene Ontology annotation, biological process: endocytosis. The coding region runs from base 538 to 3036 and encodes 832 amino acids.